AUGAUAAUGUCCCUGAAAACAGUUGUAUUUGUGGAUGGACAAAACUUUCGUCACAACCUGAGAGAUUUUCACUUCCGAUCCGAUCCGCCGCACCCUAACAAUCCCGAGUACCGACUGGAUGAAAAACACUUUCGCUGGCAGGAGUUUUUCCAGGACGCGCUGACAAAGUUCGAUGAUGUUACGGGGUGGGACCACCGGUUGGUGCGCGUGUAUUGGUACUACGCCGAGAGCAUAACCCCGUGGACGCCCAACCUGUGGCGCGCCCAGCGAAUCGUGGAGGAAUAUGGGCCGCGCAUGCCCGAGCUUACAUCUGACAUAGUGGUGGAGAAGGCGCACGACUGGUACGACCACGAGUUUCGGCGGUUCCACCAACUGCGGAAGUCGGUAUUCGAGGAGAUCCAGCAGAACACCAACUUCCUGGAGUUCAAGUAUGUAGGGCAGUACGUGGUGCAACCCUUCCGUCCGUACCGGCUGGAGUACGACUACGACGGCAACAUCAUGUACCAGGGCACGCAGGUGGGUGAGAAGGGCGUUGACAUCGGCAUCGCCGUGGACAUGAUAGCCAAGAUGAACAGCUUCGACGUGGCGAUACUGGUGUCGGGCGACAGCGACUUUUUUCCGGUGGUUCGCUAUCUGAAAGACAACCUGAAAUACGUUUACCACUUCUCGGUUGGGCGCGGCGUAGGGCAGGACACCCAGUACUUCUCGCCGGCGCUGCGGGGGGUGGUGGACUGUUUCCAGGGUUUUGAUGAGCUGGAGCUGUUGAGCAAUUACGUCAACGACCACUCGGGGAUUCCGCCGGCCAUCCUGGACACCAUUAACACCCGGGCGGCGGAGCUGGAACGGAUCCUGGACGAGGAGCCGUUACUCUUCCAUUCGGAAAUCGAACCUCUGCUGAACUGA
This is a messenger RNA of Geodia barretti, 903 nucleotides long. Lineage: Eukaryota; Metazoa; Porifera; Demospongiae; Tetractinellida; Geodiidae. The record is from the annotation of a GenBank genome assembly.